AUGGACCGAACGGGGCUCCGAUCUAGCGUCCACGAUGAGAACUGCAACGGAUGCAGGCAAGCCGCCACGACCAUUGCUCAGCUGUGUCUCUCCCAAAACGCACGCCCACGCACAGCACAGCACAGUCGCAGAGCCAGGACCAGGAAACCACCACCACCAGCGCAGCGCCGCGAUGAGAGGGGAGCGGGGCCCACGGUGGCGUUCAUCUCCGGUGAGCCGCCUCCAGCCGCCGCGGAGGAGGUGGAGGAGAACUCCGGCGCCGAGGAGGAGGACGAGGAGGUGGUGGUGGGGCAGGACGACGACGAGCUGGAGCUGGGGCUCUGCCUCGGCUCCAAGAAGCAGCAGCAGCCGUCGCCAGCGCCGUGCCGGAUCCUCACGGCUCGGGACCUGCAGCCGGGGUCCCUGUCGCCGGAUUCCUCCGUGUCCUCCUCCUCCCCAGCGGCAGGCGCAGGUGCCGCGGCGCCCAGCAAGAGGGCCAAGGCGGAUGCAGCGCCCAACGCCACCACCUCGCCGGGGACGGUCGCUUCUGGCCAUCCACAGAGCAGCUUUGGAGUGGUGGGAUGGCCACCCAUAAGAACUUUCAGGAUGAACAGCCUAUUUAACCAGGCCAAAGAAAAUGCCUCUGAGGCUGGCACAAAGAAGCCCGCUGCUGAAGCUGACAUGCAGGAAGACAAGGAGGAGAGCAAGAAAGGACGGGUCGUUGGUUGGGUGAAGGUGAACAUGGAAGGAGAUAUCAUUGGAAGGAAGGUGGAUCUCAACGCCCAUCGAUCCUACAAGACCCUUGCCUCAGCACUUGAGCUCAUGUUCAUGAAGCCGUCCAUCGGUCUUUGCACUUCUAAUAGUUCAAAGUCUCUUAAGCUAUUGGACAACUCAUCGGAGUGUCAGCUCACCUAUGAGGACAGGGAUGGGGACUGGAUGCUUGUUGGAGAUGUUCCCUGGGAGAUGUUUGUAGGUUCAGUGAAGAGACUCAAGAUCAUGAGGACUUCAGAUGCCAACGGUCUUGGUUAG
Molecule: messenger RNA, 1008 nt
Organism: Miscanthus lutarioriparius
Lineage: Eukaryota; Viridiplantae; Streptophyta; Magnoliopsida; Poales; Poaceae
Source: the annotation of a GenBank genome assembly